UCAUGGCCUUGACCCUCAACUCGAGCAGCCCUAGCUGGACUCCCCCAGGCUUAGCCCCAUUUGGCAUCUCACUGAUUCAAGAAAUAGGUGCAUAAAAUAUACCCAAACCCACCUCGACUUCCAUCAGGUCUUCCUUCAACCCCACAGCCGUCCCUGUGGCCGUGCUUUGGCAGAGAAUCCCAAGCUUUGGAUUUAAAACGAGUUGACUGCUUCUUUUUAAUAAAAAUAUUCCUCCCCUCUUUAAAUAGAACAUGUCACAGAGCCAGUGGGGCUGUUUGUGAAGACGAGGCAGCUCAGAGAGGAGAAAGAGGGAAAAAAAAGUAAAAACACCCAUCUCCCCAAACCCCUUCUGCCUAAUCCAACUGAAUUAGAGGAUUUUGAAGUGGAUUUAAAACUAAAUCUUGAUUAGGGAGAAUUUCUCUCCAAGAGCUGCUGCACAGUAGUAUUAAUGGGAAGCGAUCGUGGACAGAGGAAAUAGGACAGAAAUAACCGAGGGUAGCACAGACGCGCUCACGUCUGUGCACAAGCUGAGAGAACCAGAGAAUUUCUCGUGAGGAAAAGGAAGAAAUUAAAGCAUCGACAUCACAGGACUCAGUGCCACGGGGCUGGAGGAGCGGGGAGCAGCCAGACCUGCCGAUCUGCCUUUAUUCGACACGGGGCUCGCAGGUGGGAAGCCAGCGGUGUGUGGAAGCUGGGAGGACAGGCAGCCCGUGCCCCCAUGCUCUCAGGACACAUGCCUGGAGGUGCCCAUGGGAUCCUGUCUCUGCUGACCGUGGUGUUUGUCCUCCCAGAGGUGUCUGGGCUCCGGUGCUACGGCUGCAACAUCAUUGUUGGCACCAAGUACGUGGACACGGGGUGCUCGAACCCAGAGGUGAUCACCUGCUCACACUCCCAUCAGGGCUUCAAACACCGGUUCUGCAUUAAGACUGAAAGUGUGGUCCUGGGCAUCCUGCUGACCAGCGGCUGUGCCACCUCCCGUCACUGCCAGCAGCAGGAGCUGCCGGGGGUCCGCAUCCACUGCUGUGACACCGAUCUCUGCAAUGGCUCUCCCCAGCCUCCCCCCAGCCUUGCUGGUGGCUGCCUCCUGCUGCCCAGCCUCCUGGCAGCCCUGCUGCUCUCCUGAGAUCCCCGAGGUUGGGGAGUGAUGAUGUGUGGCUCUGGGAGAGGAUGGGAGAGGGGAU
This is a messenger RNA of Lagopus leucura (white-tailed ptarmigan), 1181 nucleotides long. Its product is annotated as ly6/PLAUR domain-containing protein 1-like. The record is from RefSeq and is a predicted model, not a curated record. NCBI's taxonomy places the organism in Eukaryota, Metazoa, Chordata, Aves, Galliformes, Phasianidae. Bases 719 to 1123 code for a protein of 134 amino acids. The transcript has 3 exons.